This is a messenger RNA of Leptinotarsa decemlineata (Colorado potato beetle), 6091 nucleotides long. It is a transcript of the gene Ptip, whose product is annotated as PAX transcription activation domain interacting protein. Gene Ontology annotation, cellular component: MLL3/4 complex. Lineage: Eukaryota; Metazoa; Arthropoda; Insecta; Coleoptera; Chrysomelidae. The record is from RefSeq and is a predicted model, not a curated record.
UUACGUCACUGGAGCGAAUACGAAAAAAGAGAAAAAGAAAAAACAUUAGUAAAAUGGAGAAACUAGAUAAGUAAACAGAAUAUUCAGUUUGUUCCUAUUGUUGUUUAUUAUUAUGAAGAAGUAUACCGUUCAAAGAAAGUCGUAAUAUUCAUAUAUUCCAAAGUAUACAUCUACAAAAUGAGUGAUCUAUCAGAUACAGAAAUUAAGUUACAAUUGAGGCAGGAUAUUUUCAAGGAAAUAAAAUUUUUCAUCAGUGGAGAAGUUCAGGAAAAGAUAGUGGAGUUAUUGAAGAGUGGUGGUGCUGAGAGACUCAAUUACUUUUCUGAUUAUGUUACUCAUCUUAUAGUGGGUGAGAAUCCAGAAGAAAAUGAUAUUGCAGAUGCAAAUGAUAUAUAUGAGAUACCUGCUGUAACUCCUAAGUGGGUGAUUAUAAGUGCUGCAUUGAAAAAGCUUGUCCAUGUUAAACCUUAUCUUUACUUUCCUAAUGGAAAAUUAUUCUCCAACCUUGUGUUUUGCUUCAGCUCCAUAAGAGAAGAUCGUAAUGUUUUAUGGUCUCUUAUUACCUUUAACGGAGGUAUAGUGCAGUUGAAUUUGAAUAGAAAAUGUGAUUAUCUCAUUACAACUAAUACUCUUGGCUACAAAUAUGAAAAAGCAGAAAGUCUAGGGUCAGAUAUAAUUAAAAUUGUUACCCCAGAUUGGGUUGUUGAAGCUGUGAAGCACAAUUCGUAUCCAGAUUUUUCAUUAUUUCAUCCUAGCUUGAUUGAUUGGCCUAAACCCCUUAAACAUGAGAGCACCACUGCUAUAACUGGAUUUGAACCAGAGCAAGUUAUCGGUGAAGAACAAAAUGAAGAAAAAGUUAUAUCUGAUUCUACCCAAGCACUCUUAGAAAAAUUAAAACAGAGAAUGCCAUGGAAUCAGCCCAGUACUCCUCUAAUUACAUCUAGCUCAGACCCAGUGGCUCCGCCAAAUGUUGUGGCUCCGCCAAAUGUUGUGGCACCGCCAAAUGUUGUGGCUCCUCCAAAUGUUGUAGCUCCACAAAAUGUUGCUCCUCCAAAUGUUGUUGCUCCAACUUUUAAAUCUGCCCACUUACCUAAUCAUAUACCAAGGGUCCAGCAACCCACACAGACAGUUUCUCAACUUCAACAUCAAACGCAAGCUGCACCUCAAGUAUCUUCAAAUUUUCCAUUAGUUUCAAGAUCACCAUCCACUUCUUUACCAAAUCAACAAUUACAAAAAACUAUUAUACAUCACACACCUACUCCAACAGCAAACUAUCAACAACAGCAGCAUAAUCCUUUAAAUAUAAGCAGGUUAAUAGGUCAGCCUCAACAAAGAUCGAACUUGCAAGUACGUCCCCAGUUGGGACAAGCGCAGUUGAAUCAACAACUUCUUCAGCAGCAAAAUCAAAAUAAUGUUAUCCAGAGGACAUCUGCACAAAUACCAAUUCCACAACAAAUAUUACAACAGCAGCUUCAACGUCAACUAGCACAAAGGCAACUUCAAAGUCAGCUAUUACAACAGCAACAGACCAGUACCAAUCAGCAACAAAUUCAGGAUCAGCAACAUCUAGGGCCAAAUCAACAUCUUGGACAAUUGAGUCAGCAGCAACUUAAUCAGUUGCAGCAGCAACAAAUUCAAAUAAAACAAAAUCAACAAAUUCAAAUUGUUCAAAAUCAACAAGUCACUUUGAACCAGUCCAAUCAUCAGCAACAAAUUCCUGUUUCACAGAAUCAACAACAGGUACAGAUGAAUGCUAGUCCUCAACAAAUUCAGGUUAAUCAAACUCAACAACAAAUUCAGUCAGGACAAAGUCAACAGCAGAUUCAAGUUAGCCAGAAUCAACAACAGAUUCAAUCUAAUCAAGGUCAGCAACAUAUUCAGUCUAACCAAAAUCAACAGCAGAUGCAACUUUCAACUGGUCAGCAACAUAUGCAGCUGAACCAAAACCAACAACAGAAUCAACUGAAUCAAAAUCUACAACAAAUACAGCUGAAUCAAAAUCAACAACAAAUUCAACAAACCCAAAAUCAGCAACAGAUUCAAUUGAAUUCCACCCAGCAACAAAUUCAGUUGAAUCAGAACCAGCAUCAGUUACAGUUGAACCAAAACCAACAAAUGCAGCAAACCCAGUCUCAAAUUCAGUUGAAUCAAAACCAACACAUUCAGCUUAAUAAAAAUCAACAAGUACUGAAACAACAGCAACUACUUCAAAAUCAGAUCUUGCAAACACAAAAUCAGAUAAAUCAACAAAGUCCCCAACAAAUACAAAUAAAUCAGGGACAAAGUUUUAUUCAACCGAAUAUGGGUCAACUUAUCUCCCAAAAAAAUCAGCAGAUUUUGCAUCAGAAACAGCAACAGUUUUUGAACCAACAGCAAGCUGUAACUAGUCAACAACAAACUUUACAUAAUCAACCAAAUUUAGCUGUACAGCAACAACAAUUUGUAGGCUCAUCUUUUAGUCAAACUCAAGACUUGGGUCAGCGAAACAUUUCUCAACAAAGUUUGAACCAAGUAAUUAAUCAGCAAAAUUUGAAUCAAAAUUUAAAUGUACAAGUUUUGAAUCAGCAGUUGAGUACUCAGAACUUGGGACAACAACUUAAUCAGCAACAACUUAAUCAACAGCAGGUAAAUCAACAGUUAGCCCAACAAAUUAAUCCUCAGGUUCAACACAACCAACUUGGACAACAAAUUGCUCAACAGGAACAAUUAGAUCAACAUUUGGGGCAACAAAACCAAUUGAAUCAACAGCAAAUUGGACAGCAGGCACAGUUGAAUCAACAAAGUCAAAUUAACCAGCUUUCUCAACAAAAUCAAUUGAGUCAGCAGAUUCAGCAAAAUCAAUUGAAACAAAUUAAUCAGCAAAGUCAGUUCAAUCAACAGCAGAUGAAUCAGCAAAAUCAAUCUAAUGAACAAACUUUGGAGCAAGGCUUGGGACAGACUAUGCAAGUUUUAAACCACGUUAAUGUAGGUAUUAAUCAACAGUUGCAGCAACAACUCAAUAGACAAUCUCUCCAACAGCAGCAACUACAACAGCAAGGACUGAAUCAACAAAAUUUACAAUCACAAUUAAAUCAGGUUAAUCCGAGUCUACCGCAACAAGUGGUCCGUUCACAAUUCCAACAGCAGCAGCAACAAAUUGUCAUCAACCAGACUUCUCCUCAGAAUACCUCACCUCAAAGAAGUCAACUAAACCAACACCUGUGGCCACAGCCCCCACCUCAAGUUGCUGGUCAACAGAUAAUCAGGCAUCCUGUCAACGUGAUUCAACAAGGUUCGUCUAGAGUGCUAUGGUCCCCAAAUUCCCAGCAAGGUGCUGCCAUAAUGCAAAGACAGUUCAUACAGUUGGAUGCUAAGACCCAUCAGGAGUUGCAAAAAAUGGGGCGGGAUGAACAGGCAGUUUUUGUUGCAAAAUUACAAAGACAAAGACAGUUUUUGAAACAAGUUCAACAACGAGGAGGUGGGGGAAGUCAUAUUCUUAUCAGAGGCAAUGUUCCACCUGGUCUGACCCCACAACAGCAAAUGCAGUGGGUGCAACAACAAGCUAAACAACAGGGAAUCAUUCUUCCACCUAAUAUUCAACAGAACAUCACUCCUGGAACUCUUACGCAGCCUGGUUUGAAUCAAAAUAUUCAGCAUGCACCAGGUUUGAGUCCUAUUAAUCAGAAUCCCACACAGUUCACGGAUCAAAACCUUCAAAUAAGACAGUUUCGCUUACACCAGUUGCAGUUGCAGAGAGAGCAGGCUCAGAAGAAUCAUCUUGCUCAACAGCAAGGUACAAUUCAACAACCUUCUGUAGUUCGUCCAAUUGGUCAAACUCAGCUUGCAGAUUCAACUACUAAUCCCACUCAGCUUCAAGAUGCCAACAUACAACAUCCCUUGGUGGUUAACGCAAAAACUAAAACAGCCCUUGCCAACAUGCUGAGCAUUAAAUUACAAAGUGGAGGGUCAUCUGUUGGAGUGCCAAGGCCAGAUGCAAUACAAGAACCAUCAGCUGCUGGAACACUCAGAUUAAUGACUGCACAACACAAUGCUGCACUGAACAGUAAACCCCAAGAAAUUAUAGCGAUGCAGCGAAGAACAAUCAAUGGACCGAAUGGAGAGAUCAUAAAGCCACCAGGAGCCCAGCAACUACCAACCACACCCACAAAUGAUCCUCCCAAAUUGCAGUACUGCCCCAAACCAACACUUCCCUUACAACACAGACCAGGUCCUUUUUAUGGCCACAAUCCAAAUCUGAAACUUCCUCCAGAUUUGUUUCUCUUGGGAUGCAUAUUUGUUGUGGUUGAGGUGGACAAUUUCUUGGAAGAGAGUAUACCAGGUUGGCAACAAAAAAUUGAAAAACAUGGAGGAGAAGUUGAAAAACAAUACUGCAGUCGUGUAACACAUGUUCUGUGUGAAACCCAACGACAUGGUGUAGUAAUGCAAGCAUUACGUGACUGUAAAAGAUGUGUUACGAUUCUUUGGCUCAAUGAUGUCAUGACAAGAAGGCAAGUGCUACCACCUUGGACCGCACUACACCUCCCUAAUAUAUAUCUUGAUACAGCCCCUGCUGCUAAACACUUGAUGGCUAUUAGUGGUUUCGAAGGAAAUGAAAGAAGUAGAAUUAAGCAAAUGGUGAAAAAUACCGGAGCAAAAUGUACAUCUUAUUUUUCCAAACACAACACUGUACUGAUAGCAGCUAAAGGCGAUUGUAAAAAGUGUUCAUAUGCUAAAAAAUGGCAAAUUCCAGUAGUGAAUGUACAGUGGUUAACGGAUGUAAUGCUUGGUCAUUUUUCUGCCAUGAAUCAGAUGGAACAUCAGAUUUACCAGCAGUUUCCAAAUCCUCCGAAUUUCAGUUUUGACCCAAAAUUAGUUCCAAACUUGAUGGUUGCCUGGAAGGCCCCCAUAAAUAUUUCACAAGAAUCCUAUGAAAGAGUCAAAAGAAGUGCUUCUCCUAUAGUAUUACCAAAAAAACCGAAAAUUCCAAAAAUGGAAACAGAUGAAAAUGACAAUAUUAGUGAGGAAUACAUGGCAAAUUCCACUUAUAAAAUUAUGUUUUCCAUGUUUAGUGAUACCAAACAAAUGGAGAAAAUGGUUAGAGAUCUUGGUGGCUGUGUAGCAAAAAGUAAUCACGAUUUCACACAUCUCGUCAUGUCCCAUCUAGCACGUUCUAAUAAGUUAUUUUAUGCUAUUGCGAGAGGAGCUAAGGUAGUUUCAGAUCAUUGGUUGAAAGAGUCCCAUGAGGCAAACCAAUUCCUCCCAGAAAACAAUUACAGUCCUGAAUCAAAUGACUUCAAUUCUGAGUUCAAAUGCGAUAUUGAUCAGACAUUCCUUAUGAGAAAUAGGAAUCGACUAUUUGAGGGGAAAUUUUUCUUUGUCACUCCCAGUGUAUUUCCAAGUAAAAGAGUUGUUGUUGAGCUCAUUCAAUGUUGUGGGGGGAUUGUGGAAAGACGAAGACGAAGUUCCGCUCAGAUUGAGGCAACAAGUAAUAAUUCCCCUUAUACUUAUUUUAUAGUUACACAUGAGAAUGAUUUGCAUCUGGUGGGGGAUUUACUUAGAAAUAAGAAGGAUAAAAUGAAGAUAGUGUGCAAUGCAGAAUUGAUUUUCAGUUCAAUUUUGAAACAAACAUUCGAGGUGGAAGCUUUUGCGGUUUGUGUAUUAUGAUUUCAUAAUUUUUUUUUUAAUAAUUGUUCAAUGUUAGAUCAUCAUUGAAAAUGUAAAUUGGAAAUUUCUUUGAUUUAAAUUUUUAUUGUGACAUUGUUUUGAAAACGAUGUUUAUCACUAAGCUUUAACAAACAAGAAUAAUUUUAAAAAAUGUAUAUAAUUUUUUUCUGUCUUUAGUUAUCAUCUGAACCAUAACUAAAACAGUAAUUACAAUUUAGUGAUGUCAUCUUGACUUUCAAUUGAGUUACAGUUAUAAUGAACUCCUGAUAAGUAGAAUUUAGAACCUGUAGUGUAAAAUGAACUGUUGAAAACACUUUAAAAAAAAAUGUAUGAACAAUUUUUUUAUAUAAUCAUUAUAAAUUAUGAUUUUUUUCUAUUUAGACUAAUUAAUAUAUGUUUAGUAUUGUGAUAUAGUUUAUGCAUUAAUAUUGGAGUUAUAUAUUUAUAA